UUUACUUCACGGCAGACAGCUUGACCUCCCUUACCCAACUGAUUCUCGUGUAUUCUACAAAGAUCUGGCAUCGUGAUUCAUGUAGCAAGAUAACCAUUAUUUUAACAGACAAAAGGCAGGUAUAUCGAGAUCUCUCGUCUCUGGUCGUGUCUGGUCAUAUUUUUCUGCGUUUUAGGAUUUAGACGGACGUCUUGCCAUCAUAAGGUUACGAUGUCAGAUUGUACCUAUACCUUGCAAUUUUGAGUAGUGACUGUGGUGACUGACAGCAGCUAUUUUAUCUAAAAAAAAAUAAGCGAACGGAAACAAAAGCAUAUCGUUUUUUUUCAGGAAUAAUGAACCACAUUGAUUGAUAAAAGAUUUUUGGGCUUAAGAUAAAGUUUCUUCAUACGUUAAUAUGUCUGAUUGUAAAAGAAAAAAACUCUUCAGUGUGAUCAGCGAUAAAUGUUGGAAAGGCAAGGAUGUCGAGGACCUUGCUUUUUCGCGUGUCAACGAAGAGUUUAAAUAUGUCACUGACAAAGACAUAAAUUGGAUUUUAACACACGCCACGGUGAAAGGUGACUCUAGGAUCAUCAAGUAUUUCGCUAAAACCAAGAUAAAAGUCGGGACUGACGAACAAGCGGGACGAACGGCGAUCCAUGCCGCCAUCGAAAACUAUACUUCCGUUCGCCGAGGGUGCAGAGGCAACUUUAAUCAUUUGAAAAACAUUCAUUUGCUUCUCGAUAUCUAUGAUGAAACCAAUUACAGAAAUGAUAAAGGUUUGAGCCAUUUUCACGUGGCUUGUUUGGUUGGCAAUGUUAAAGCCAUGCAGAAAUUUAUUGAUAGAGGAGUUGACGUAAAUCUUCUAUGCUGUUACGAUGGUAAGCCAACAACACCACUACACUUGGCUAUUGAAUUGAAACAAAUUGAAGCUGCAGAUUUGCUGUUGAGAAAUGGUGCAGAUCCAAAUGUUAGGGGAGAGGAUGGCAUGACACCUUUAAAUUACCUCUACAACGACUCCAUUUAUCAUGCAUCUAUAUAUGGUAAUCAAGACUUCACAUUUGAAUCAACCUACCAUUUGGAUUGUAAAGAUAUUGUUAUGGAAUGUGACACAUUUUUAAAAAUUAUACAACUUCUCAUCAGUUACAAAAGCGAUAUCAAUGCAAAAGAUUGCCAUGGUAACAGUGUACUCUUUAAAUUUUUUCGCAAGCAGAAUUAUAAACAUUUCUUUCACAAAAGGGCUUUGGAAAUUCUGUUUCAAAAUAAUGUAGAUGUAACAAAUGUUGACCAAUAUGGUCAAACAAUAUUACAUUUAGCUAUUGCUAGAAAUUGGGUAAGAAUGAAUCAGUCCUGUAAAGGUUCUGAUUGGUAUGAAGAUGAAGUUAUUGCCUAUGUAAUUGAACAAUCUUUGAAAUUAGGAGCCAAAGUAAAUGCUUGCGAUCACAAUGGGAAUACACCCUUAAAUUUGGCAGUGUCCUACUGUGAUUAUAAAGCAGUUCAAUUACUGUUAGAGUACAAUGCUGAUAUACACACAGUCAAUUUUCGAGGAGGAUUUUUAGAACGUACAAAUAAAAUUCUUCGUAACUUAGAAACAACUCAAAAUAUUCUUGAUAUCAUUCAACUACUGAAGAAAAAAGGAUUUCAAAUGAAUGAAAGUCAUGAACUGUUAGUAUUACAAUUUUUAAUUGGAUUUGAUAACAUAUCUCAAGAAUACAAUCCACAUGUUGUAUUGGAAUUGGGUUCGUUUAACAUAAUUCAAAAUUAUAUUGACUCCUUUCUUAGAAAGCAUGAAAGAAGUAAGAGUGAUAAAAGAGAUUUACAUGAUAGUAUUUGUUGUUACCUUGAUGCUUUAAAAUUUGGGAAAAUGUUUGUGAAAAGAAACGAAUACAAGUGGCUUAAAGAUAUGGUAAAAAAUUUACAUAGAAGAAUUCCAGAAUCACAAUUGGGAUAUACAGAAAAUUAUUGUCCUGAAGAUGUUGAAAGUAGUGUAAAAAAAGCUAGAAAAACCAAGAUCAAUGAUUGCACAUCCCUUCUGGAUCUCUGUACUUCUACUCCUGAAAAAACUUAUGCGCUUUUGAAAAAUUCAAAUUACAAGAAGAUGGUAAAUGGAAAAGAGUUUACAAGAAAACAUGAUUUUCUGGCGGGAACUAUUAAAGGUUACAUUGCAAAAGGUUUAAUUAGAAAAUAUUUUAAACAAACAUCAAUGAAAUUUUUACAACUACUGACAUCAAAUCGAUUACCAGUACUUUGCUGUGAAGAAAUUGUUAAUUAUUUAGAUAAUUAUGAUUUAUUAUUAAUCUUGGUAUUAUUGGGCAGACAAGACUUUUGUCAAACUAUAAAUAUCUGUGAAAUCAAUCGUGGCAAAAUUGUUGCGGGUCUCUAA
Trichogramma pretiosum is the source of this 2359-nucleotide messenger RNA. RefSeq names its product putative ankyrin repeat protein RF_0381. The transcript is spliced from 5 exons. Bases 395 to 2359 code for a protein of 654 amino acids. Gene Ontology annotation, molecular function: protein binding. The record is from RefSeq and is a predicted model, not a curated record. Lineage: Eukaryota; Metazoa; Arthropoda; Insecta; Hymenoptera; Trichogrammatidae.